ACUGCAUUUGCUCUAACAGUCUUGAAGUCAGCAUGGACACGAAUUUGUCAGCGCGUUGUGCUUUGGUUCUUUUUCUGUUGGCAUUUGUAGAUUUGAAAAUAGUCUCUGCUGCAGAAACGGGAGGCACAUCUACAGCAAAGCCUGGACUGUGCCCUCGUAGACAAUGGGACGUGGGAAUAUGUGCAGAGUUAUGUUCCAAUGACAGUGACUGCCCCAAUGAUGAAAAAUGCUGCCACAAUGGAUGUGGGCAUAACUGCAUUGCACCGUACACAGCAAAGCCUGGAGUGUGCCCUCGUAGACGAUGGGGCAGAGGGAGGUGUGCAGAGUUAUGUUCCGAUGACAGUGACUGCCCCAAUGAUGAAAAAUGCUGCCACAAUGGAUGUGGGCAUAACUGCAUUGCACCGUACACAGUGCCGAUCCCCCCGAAGGCAGGUCAGUGCCCGCUGCUAAUGAAUGUCAUGCCGUCACACAAGGGAUGUGCCCGCGAUGAGGACUGUCCUAAAGAUGACAAAUGCUGCAUCUUUGACUCUGACGCCUUGUGUGUCCCACCUGACUUCACAAAGCCUGGAGUGUGCCCUCGAAGACGAUGGGGCGUAGGGACGUGUGCAGAGUUAUGUUCCAAUGACAGUGACUGCCCCAAUGAUGAAAAAUGCUGCCACAAUGGAUGUGGGCAUGACUGCAUUGCACCGUACACAGUGCCGAUCCCCCCGAAGGCAGGUCAGUGCCCGCUGCUUCUGAAUGUCAUGCCGUCACACAAGGGAUGUGCCCGCGAUGAGGACUGUCCUAAAGAUGACAAAUGCUGCAUCUUUGACUCUGACGCCUUGUGUGUCCCACCUGACUUCACAAAGCCUGGAGUGUGCCCUCGAAGACGAUGGGGCGUAGGGACGUGUGCAGAGUUAUGUUCCAAUGACAGUGACUGCCCCAAUGAUGAAAAAUGCUGCCACAAUGGAUGUGGGCAUGACUGCAUUGCACCGUACACAGUGCCGAUCCCCCCGAAGGCAGGUCAGUGCCCGCUGCUUCUGAAUGUCCUACCGUCACACAAGGGAUGUGCCCGCGAUGAGGACUGUCCUAAAGAUGACAAAUGCUGCAUCUUUGACUCUGACGCCUUGUGUGUCCCACCUGACUUCACAAAGCCUGGAGUGUGCCCUCGUAGACGAUGGGGCGUAGGGACGUGUGCAGAGUUAUGUUCCAAUGACAGUGACUGCCCCAAUGAUGAAAAAUGCUGCCACAAUGGAUGUGGGCAUGACUGCAUUGCACCGUACACAGUGCCGAUCCCCCCGAAGGCAGGUCAGUGCCCGCUGCUUCUGAAUGUUGUGCCGUCACACAAGGGAUGUGCCCGCGAUGAGGACUGUCCUAAAGAUGACAAAUGCUGCAUCUUUGACUCUGACGCCUUGUGUGUCCCACCUGACUUCACAAAGCCUGGAGUGUGCCCUCGAAGACGAUGGGGCGUAGGGACGUGUGCAGAGUUAUGUUCCAAUGACAGUGACUGCCCCAAUGAUGAAAAAUGCUGCCACAAUGGAUGUGGGCAUGACUGCAUUGCACCUAACACAGCAAAGCCUGGAGUGUGCCCUCGCAGACGAUGGGGCAGAGGGACGUGUGCAGAGUUAUGUUCCGAUGACAGUGACUGCCCCAAUGAUGAAAAAUGCUGCCACAAUGGAUGUGGGCAUAACUGCAUUGCACCGUACACAGUGCCGAUCCCCCCGAAGGCAGGUCAGUGCCCGCUGCUUCUGAAUGUCCUGCCGUCACACAAGGGAUGUGUCCGCGAUGAGGACUGUCCUAAAGAUGACAAAUGCUGCAUCUUUGACUCUGACGCCUUGUGUGUCCCACCUGACUUCACAAAGCCUGGAGUGUGCCCUCGAAGACGAUGGGGCGUAGGGACGUGUGCAGAGUUAUGUUCCAAUGACAGUGACUGCCCCAAUGAUGAAAAAUGCUGCCACAAUGGAUGUGGGCAUGACUGCAUUGCACCGUACACAGCAAAGCCUGGAGUGUGCCCUCGUAGACGAUGGGGCGUAGGGACGUGUGCAGAGUUCUGUUCCAAUGACAGUGACUGCCCCAAUGAUGAAAAAUGCUGCCACAAUGGAUGUGGGCAUAACUGCAUUGCACCGUACACAGUGCCGAUCCCCCCGAAGGCAGGUCAGUGCCCGCUGCUUCUGAAUGUCCUGCCGUCACACAAGGGAUGUGUCCGCGAUGAGGACUGUCCUAAAGAUGACAAAUGCUGCAUCUUUGACUCUGACGCCUUGUGUGUCCCACCUGACUUCACAAAGCCUGGAGUGUGCCCUCGAAGACGAUGGGGCGUAGGGACGUGUGCAGAGUUAUGUUCCAAUGACAGUGACUGCCCCAAUGAUGAAAAAUGCUGCCACAAUGGAUGUGGGCAUGACUGCAUUGCACCGUACACAGCAAAGCCUGGAGUGUGCCCUCGUAGACGAUGGGGCAGAGGGACGUGUGCAGAGUUCUGUUCCAAUGACAGUGACUGUCCCAAUGAUGAAAAAUGCUGCCACAAUGGAUGUGGGCAUAACUGCAUUGCACCGUACACAGCAAAGCCUGGAGUGUGCCCUCGUAGACGAUGGGGCGUGGGGAUGUGUGUGGAGUUCUGUUCCAAUGACAGUGACUGCCCCAAUGAUGAAAAAUGCUGCCACAAUGGAUGUGGGCAUGACUGCAUUGCACCGACACAGUGAAGCCCGGUCGCUGUGUCCUGCCCAACGGGACCUACAUGUGUGCCGAGUACUGUUACAAAGAUGGCCAGUGCCCCGAGGAACAGAUGUGUUUCCGGAUAUGUUGAUUCUAUGCCUGCAGUGAGCCAUUGAAGCUUUAUUGGAAAUUCUUAUUAGUUAUAAGAAAUAAGUAGAAAAUACAAAUCAUUACAUGUACAAUUAUGUCUAUGAAAACUGAUGAUUUUAUGCAAUAAUAAAUAUGAAAAAUUAUCAUAGCUUUUAUGGAAACUGGACAAUUUUCAUGGGCAUUAUGUGAAUUGACAAACUCAUGUGGACUGCUGAAUUUGAAUAAAACAAGAUUUUGAACA
This is a messenger RNA of Oncorhynchus masou masou (cherry salmon), 3019 nucleotides long. RefSeq lists its product as uncharacterized. NCBI's taxonomy places the organism in Eukaryota, Metazoa, Chordata, Actinopteri, Salmoniformes, Salmonidae. Bases 33 to 2675 code for a protein of 880 amino acids. The record is from RefSeq and is a predicted model, not a curated record. The transcript is spliced from 20 exons. Gene Ontology annotation, molecular function: serine-type endopeptidase inhibitor activity. Gene Ontology annotation, cellular component: extracellular region.